UACAAACACAAAUUGCCGUAGAGAACAAGACACGGUAGCUUGUGAAGAGAGUAGAAGCCGCAAAACCUGUAGAUUCUGGAAACGCACCACAUAGCUUGGAGUUAAGCUUCUUCUGUUCUCUGAUAAUCCAACAUCAAAAGAAAGAACCAAUAUUUAUAACUAACUAACAAUGACAGACGCUGAAGACGCCGUAAGACGUCGUAACGCAGUGGCGGAUUAUCGAAAGAAGCUCCUCCAGCACAAGGAAUUGGAAUCCAGAGUUCGAUCAGUGAGAGAGAAUUUGCGAGCUUCGAAGAAAGAGUUCAAUAAAACGGAGGAUGACUUGAAGUCUCUUCAAAGUGUUGGCCAGAUCAUUGGGGAAGUUCUCAGGCCUCUUGACAAUGAACGCUUGAUUGUUAAAGCAAGCAGCGGACCAAGGUAUGUGGUAGGAUGCCGGAGUAAAGUUGAUAAGGAAAAAUUGACUUCCGGUACACGAGUGGUUCUUGAUAUGACAACACUCACCAUAAUGCGAGCUCUUCCACGUGAAGUUGAUCCAGUUGUUUACAAUAUGCUGCACGAGGAUCCCGGUAAUGUGAGUUAUUCCGCUGUUGGUGGUCUCUCUGAUCAGAUAAGGGAAUUGAGGGAAUCAAUUGAAUUACCUCUGAUGAAUCCAGAACUUUUUCUUCGUGUUGGAAUUAAACCUCCUAAGGGUGUUCUCCUUUAUGGGCCUCCUGGUACGGGUAAAACACUGUUAGCUAGGGCAAUUGCCAGUAAUAUCGAUGCUAAUUUCUUGAAGGUUGUUUCAAGUGCCAUAAUUGAUAAGUACAUUGGAGAAAGUGCAAGGUUGAUACGAGAAAUGUUUGGGUAUGCACGUGAUCACCAGCCCUGCAUCAUUUUUAUGGAUGAGAUCGAUGCCAUUGGUGGACGCCGUUUUAGUGAGGGAACAAGUGCUGAUCGUGAGAUUCAGAGAACACUGAUGGAGUUGCUUAAUCAACUAGAUGGAUUUGAUCAACUUGGGAAGCAAUUUAGAAGGAUUAAAAACUUUAUCUUGGCGUUUUAUUUGUUGGUUGUGGCCUUGUGGAGGUAUAGUUGGAUAAAGCCUGUAGAACAUGUGAGAUAUGAUUCAAAUGUUAAAAUGAUAAUGGCAACGAACAGACCUGAUGUACUGGACCCUGCUCUUCUACGUCCUGGAAGGUUGGAUAGGAAAAUAGAAAUUCCAUUGCCAAAUGAACUAUCGAGGAUGGAAAUUCUCAAGAUUCAUGCUGCUGGGAUUGCUAAGCAUGGUGAAAUAGACUAUGAAGCUGUUGUGAAGCUUGCAGAGGGCUUUAAUGGGGCCGAUCUUCGAAAUGUCUGCACGGAAGCUGGAAUGUCCGCAAUUCGUGCAGAGCGCGACUAUGUGAUCCAUGAAGAUUUUAUGAAGGCUGUUCGAAAACUGAAUGAAGCUAAGAAGCUUGAAUCCAGGGAUAUCCGGGUAGUGCAUGAUUUGAACAAGAAAUAUGCAUCAUGCAAUCUGUUUUGCAUUGACUUUCUCACAGUUUGUAUUUUAUAAAUUAGUUUUUGAUUUAUUCCAAGCAAUGUCAAUUUUUUUUGUUAA
Messenger RNA from Arachis duranensis, 1573 nucleotides. Its product is annotated as 26S proteasome regulatory subunit 10B homolog A. The transcript has 11 exons. Gene Ontology annotation, molecular function: ATP hydrolysis activity; ATP binding; proteasome-activating activity. NCBI's taxonomy places the organism in Eukaryota, Viridiplantae, Streptophyta, Magnoliopsida, Fabales, Fabaceae. Gene Ontology annotation, biological process: positive regulation of RNA polymerase II transcription preinitiation complex assembly. The coding region runs from base 170 to 1528 and encodes 452 amino acids. Gene Ontology annotation, cellular component: proteasome regulatory particle, base subcomplex; cytosolic proteasome complex. The record is from RefSeq and is a predicted model, not a curated record.